GGUGCUGAGCUGGAGUUUGUGGAGGCUUACCUGAGGAGCUUCUACGGCUACAGGCCCGAGCCAGAGAGGCAGAGGAGGGCUGCAGAGGUGGGGCCACUCCCCUCAGCGGAGCUCCGCCACAAGGUACGUGAGAUGCAGCACUUCUUCGGUCUGCGUCAGAGCGGGGAGCUCACGGGGGAGACCCUGGCGGCGAUGAGGAGGCCCCGCUGUGGUCUGUCGGACGUGGAGCCGUUUGGGGAGACGAUACGCUGGAGGAACAGAACCCUGACCUAUCGGAUCUCCACCUACCGCUCUGCUGCCCGACCCUCACUGGUCAGGAGAGCCUUCAGGGCGGCAUGGAAGCUGUGGGCCGAGGUCACGCCCAUCCGCUUCCAGAGACGCAGCAGGAGGGAGGCCGACAUCGUCAUCUCCUUCCACAGAGGAGACCACGAAGACGGAGCGCCGUUUGAUGGAGAGGGAGGAGUUCUGGCCCACGCCUUCCUGCCCGGAGCAGGCAUCGGCGGGGACGUGCACUUUGACGCAGAGGAAGACUGGACCUUCAAUGCCACCGGUUUCAACCUGUUUGCGGUAGCAGUGCAUGAGUUUGGACAUGCUCUGGGUCUCACUCACUCAGCAGACCCGGGGGCGAUCAUGUACCCAGCCUACAAUUUCAUCCCUCAAGCUGAGCUCCAGCUCUCCUACAGAGACGUCAAAGACGUCCAACACCUGUACGGCCUCAAUCCCAACUUCGAAGAAAUGUCCCUGAAGAGGCCACCGCCAAAGACACCCAACAAAUGUGACCCAGGUUUGUCAUUUGACGCCGUGACAGGAAUGCAACAGGAGAUCCUGUUUUUUAAGGACAGGUUUAUGUGGCGCAUGCAUCCUCUGUUUGAGGAGACAGGGAUCACGCUGAUGAAUGGGCUUUGGACGGAGGUGCCUCCUUUUCUGGAUGCGGCCUAUGAGAACGUCGAGAUGAACAAAAUGCUGUUUUUCAAAGGUUCUCAGUACUGGGCGAUUCGUCAGUUAAAACUCCUUGAAGACUACCCCAGAAACAUCUCAGACUUCAGCUUCCCCCCCAGAAUCCAGGCUAUAGAUGCAGCUCUUCACAUCCGUGUAGCCCUCCUUACUGUGUUUUUCACUGGACAUGAGUGCUGGAGGUACAAUGAGAAGCAGGGGAGGAUGGAGGACAGCUCUCCUCAACCUAUAGCUCAGCACUGGCCAGGUGUCCCCACUCCCCUGGAUGCAGCUGUUGAAUAUGAGGGAUUUGUCUACUUCUUCAAAGGGAUUAUGCAAUACAAAUAUGACCCUAAGCUCAAAUAUGUCAUCUCCACAAGACCUGCAAAUGACUUACUGGACUGCAAAGUAGAACUGGGCAAUGAGAUACAGAACCAGGGUCAGGGAUGA
Molecule: messenger RNA, 1383 nt
Organism: Hypomesus transpacificus
Lineage: Eukaryota; Metazoa; Chordata; Actinopteri; Osmeriformes; Osmeridae
Product: interstitial collagenase
Exons: 9
Coding region: 133-1383 (416 amino acids)
Biological process (GO): extracellular matrix organization; proteolysis; collagen catabolic process
Cellular component (GO): extracellular matrix
Molecular function (GO): zinc ion binding; metalloendopeptidase activity
Source: RefSeq, a predicted model, not a curated record